AUGGUAUCAACUGUGAAGGGCAUCGCAUACGCAGAAAUUAUUGCAUAUGCCAUCGCCUUACCAAUCGCUAUCUUUGUGAUCUUCUCUCAGGGGUUCAAGAAAAAGCUUGGUUGGGUAUACCUCGGAUUGUUUUCCGUCGUUCGGAUUGCGGGUGCAAUAUUUGAGCUUCGAAGUAUACAUAAUCUUGCUAAUACCAGUGAUGCAAAAUGGUCGAUUAUUCUUCAGUCUGUUGGAUUAUCACCUUUGUUUAUGGCUACAUACGGUUUACUUUCUAGAACUACUGAUAUCAUAUCUGGUUAUGCGAAAGUUGGCACUCCAUUUGAGAUGCAAAAUGGCGGAUACUACAAGCCAAGCAACUCAACAUCUGGAUCUCUACGAAGUCGUCUCAUUCAACUGAUGCAUGUACCUACGAUAAUCGCUCUGGCUCUUUGUAUUGUUGGCGGUACUCGAGAGUUUGACGGUACAUCGUCAAAGACCUCGUCCGGGAGAAAUCUUACCAAAAUUGGAAUCGCCAUUUAUAUAGGAGUGUAUAUUAUCCAGAUUUCUCUCGUCAUUGUCACCUUCAAGGACCAUUACAAAAUCCCCACUGGACAUGGUCGAGUGUUCUGGGCCGUCGUUAUUGCCAAUCCCUUCUUGGCCGUCAGAUUGUUUUACAGUGUUUUAGCGGCUUUCACUUCCAUCAAAUCCUUCUCUGUAAUUGACGGGUCCGCGUUAGUAAGAUUGUUCGUGGCAAUCAUCGAGGAGUUCACAGUUGUCGCAUUGUAUUUACUAGCGGGUUUGAUAACGCCAAGGCUAAAGACAUAA
Messenger RNA from Botrytis fragariae, 804 nucleotides. Its product is annotated as putative transmembrane protein. Bases 1 to 804 code for a protein of 267 amino acids. The record is from RefSeq and is a predicted model, not a curated record. The transcript is spliced from 2 exons. NCBI's taxonomy places the organism in Eukaryota, Fungi, Ascomycota, Leotiomycetes, Helotiales, Sclerotiniaceae.